Closterium sp. NIES-65 is the source of this 654-nucleotide messenger RNA. Lineage: Eukaryota; Viridiplantae; Streptophyta; Zygnematophyceae; Desmidiales; Closteriaceae. The record is from the annotation of a GenBank genome assembly.
AUGCUAGCAGAGCAAGAGGAGAUCCGGAAGCACGAGUUCGAGAGCCAGCCGGGAGAGGUCAAAGAGGCCAUAGCCGCCGCAGGUGGCGGCUCGGCUGUCACCCCCGUCACCGCGCCGGGCGGCGGCGGCACAGAGAAAGGCGGCGCGCCGGGCGCGUCGAGCGUGGAGGGCGCCUCGAUGGGGGAAGAGAAACCGUCCGCGACAGAGAAACGCGCGGAGGUGUCCAAGGGGGAAGAGGGCGCCGCGAGUCGCGAGACGACGAAGCAGGGCAUCCACAUGCCGACGACGGCGGCGGAGAGCAUGGGCGGCGGCGUGGCGGCGCCUGAGGUGCCGAUUCGGAUGCGCGACGUGCUGCCUAAGGGCGAGGUCGAGGGAGGCGCACUGGACAUGCCCGUCACGAAGAUGGACGCCGCUGCGAAGCAGAGGGAGGAAACCGCGCAGUUCAGAGGGUACGCUCUCUGCCUACAUCACCAUUACGGUCCCCUUUCGGAAGCCCGUACAGUCGACCCUCUACGUUCGCCUUUCGCCCUCUCACCCCACCUUCCCGCCCGUCCUCCCCUCAUGGCAGCCUGUGAAGGGCGGCACAGCAGCGGCGAUGCAGCCAGCAGCGGACAAGAAUGUGCAGGCGGGGGUGGUGCUGCUCUCAAACAGUGA